AUGGAUCAUGGAUUUCUUCAAAAACUGAGCUCGCUGCGUCGCAAAGUCGACGACGAUUUCAGCUACGAAGGAUGCAAAGUAGGCCGAGGCACAUACGGCCAUGUUUACAAGGCUCGCGCGCGGGAUGAAAACGACAAGCGGGAAUACGCGCUGAAGUUGAUUGAAGGAACUGGUAUUACGCCUUCAGCCUGUCGAGAAAUCGCGCUUCUGAGGGAGCUACAGCAUCCGAAUGUUAUUGCGCUGCAGAAGGUCUUUCUGAACCAUUCAGACCACAAAGUGUGGUUGCUUUUCGACUACGCCGAACACGAUCUCUGGCACAUUAUCAAGUUUCACCGCGCGAAUAAGAAACAUGGAAACAUCCCAGAGCGAAUGGUCAAGUCUCUAAUGUACCAAAUCCUCGAUGGAAUUCACUAUCUUCAUGAAAACUGGGUUCUCCACAGGGAUCUGAAACCAGCGAAUAUUUUGGUGAUGGGAGAGGGCGAAGAACGCGGCAGGGUGAAAAUUGCAGACAUGGGAUUCGCCCGUCUUUUUAACUCGCCGCUAAAGCCGCUGGCAGAUCUGGAUCCAGUGGUCGUCACUUUUUGGUACCGAGCGCCUGAGCUGCUCCUUGGAGCGCGGCAUUAUACGAAAGCGAUUGAUAUUUGGGCGAUAGGGAACGAACUGCUCACCUCCGAGCCAAUCUUUCACUGCCGCCAAGAAGACAUCAAAACUUCGAAUCCAUACCACCACGAUCAGCUGGAAAAAAUCUUCCAAGUCAUGGGCCUUCCUGCUGACUGGGAUGAUAUCAAAAAGAUGCCGGAGCACAUGACGUUUCAAAAAGACUUUAGAAGAGUUGACUUCAGCGGCAAGAGUUUGGCUGGAUACAUGGACAAGCAUCGGUUGCGGCAAGAUUCAUAUGCUUUUAAAUUGCUCAAAAACUUGUUGAUCAUGGAUCCAAAGCAGCGAAUGACCUCUGCAGCGGCGAUGGAAGAUUACUAUUUCAGAGAAAAGGACGAAAUCCCACUUGAGGACGCAUUUGGCGAUGGCCCGAUAGUUUAUCCCAAACGCGAAUUUCUCACGGACGAGGAAAGAAAAAAGGAUAAAGCAAAAGCUCAAGCUGGUCCUGCUGGAAAAGGAGAGGAACCGCCAACCAAGAGGAUACGAAUCGAGCAACAGCAGCAAAAUGAGCCUGAAAGACAAAAUCAGAACUUUCAAAACCAACGACCAAACAUGCAAAACAUCCGUCAGCAGCCGAACAUGAUGCCUGGCAAUAAAUACGCGACUGGACAGCAACAAGUUUUUCAACAGCGAAAAUUCUAA
This is a messenger RNA of Oikopleura dioica, 1299 nucleotides long. The record is from the annotation of a GenBank genome assembly. NCBI's taxonomy places the organism in Eukaryota, Metazoa, Chordata, Appendicularia, Copelata, Oikopleuridae.